ACAAGUAAGAUCUAUUCAAUCUCCUCAUUAUAUUGUUAUUAACAUGAGCUCUGACAAUAGAGAUGGUGAUCAUUUCGACCGUUCGUUCUGGCAAAACACAACUUCUUAUGAUGGCAGUAGCAAGAUCUUACUCUCCACCAUCGUUUCUUUCUCUACAAUUAUCCUCAUGGUCUUCGUUUAUCAUCUAUACACAAGAUUCAUUCUCCACCGCCGUAGACCUACCUUCCAAGGCCUCUCCUUCACCGUCGUGUCUCAACCACCCAAACGUGGUCUCGACAAACUCGUCAUUGCUUCUCUCCCUGCAUUCGUGGUCAGAGUCAACAGUCAUGACGUCUCGCCCACGGAGUGUGCGGUGUGUCUAAGUUUGUUGGAAGAGAAAGAUAUGGCGAGGAUGUUACCGAACUGCAAGCAUGUGUUCCACGUAACAUGUGUUGACACGUGGCUCGCCACAUGUUCCACUUGUCCCAUUUGUCGAACUGAAGUCGAGCCGAGUCAAAGGCUUGUGCCUGAGCCAAGAGAAGGGCCUGUUGGAGACGGUGCAUCUUCGUCCGAUAACAAAACUGGAGGGUCAUCGUUUACGUUUACCAAGAUCGUGGUAAACAGAAACGAUCAUUCUCACGUUGACCAAGAUCGUGGGUUGGACAUAGAAAGACAAUGACUAAAUUAGAUACACAUACCACGAUAGUUAAUCUUUAAUUCAUGUAAAAUAGUAAUCUUGUUACUUCAUAAUUUUCUUAUCAAAUAUUUUGUAAUGUGUAAAUAAUUUUGUAUAUUACUAUUGUAUGAAAUACACAUUAUAGGACAAAUCCAUUGUUGAUUAACGUACGAAAAAAGAAGAAGAAAAUGUGUUGAGCUUGU
Eruca vesicaria subsp. sativa (arugula) is the source of this 858-nucleotide messenger RNA. The record is from the annotation of a GenBank genome assembly. NCBI's taxonomy places the organism in Eukaryota, Viridiplantae, Streptophyta, Magnoliopsida, Brassicales, Brassicaceae.